CAAAUGCUUAUGACAGUGAACAAAAAGGGUGAAGAAAGAGCUGAGAGAAUGGGGAGAUCGUCGACGACUAAGGACGCUCAAGCACUCAUCCACUCUCUUCGUUCGGCUUAUGCCGCCACUCCCACAAACCUCAAGAUCAUCGAUCUGUACGUAAUGUUUGCGGUCUUUACUGCUCUGAUUCAGGUAGUUUACAUGUCUGUUGUUGGAUCAUUCCCGUUCAACUCUUUUCUCUCGGGAGUACUUUCUUGUGUUGGGACAGCAGUCCUUGCUGUUUGUCUCCGCAUUCAAGUGAACAAAGAAAACAAGGAAUUCAAGGAUUUACCACCGGAGCGUGCUUUUGCUGAUUUUAUUCUCUGCAACCUGGUGCUCCAUUUGGUGAUCAUGAACUUCCUCGGAUAAUUUUUUUCUCUGGGACUGUCAGAAUGGUUUCACUGAAUUUUGAUGGUGAGAUGUAGUGAAAGUAAGUUUGAACUCCUGUUUAUGGAUAUACAAUUCUACCAUAACUGAUUUUGGUUUUAUUUA
Cornus florida is the source of this 522-nucleotide messenger RNA. Its product is annotated as dolichyl-diphosphooligosaccharide--protein glycosyltransferase subunit DAD1. Gene Ontology annotation, cellular component: membrane; oligosaccharyltransferase complex. The transcript has 5 exons. Lineage: Eukaryota; Viridiplantae; Streptophyta; Magnoliopsida; Cornales; Cornaceae. Gene Ontology annotation, biological process: protein N-linked glycosylation. Bases 4 to 399 code for a protein of 131 amino acids. The record is from RefSeq and is a predicted model, not a curated record.